AUGGAAAGAUAUUUCAAAAGAAAGUUGCCCGAAAUCAUAGAUGACACUAAUAAUUUGAGGGAAGAAGCCAUAAGAGCAAAUGUUAAUAUUGUUGAGCCAAGUCCUGUAAUGCCUAAAAAAAUUGACUUGAAAGACCUUCCGUGGGAUCCCUCUGAAAGAAAAAGAAUUAUAGAAUAUCAUCCGGAUCAAAGAGAUGAAAUAAGGAGAGCAUAUUUGAUUAAAGGACCUUGUCAACCACUUGGGCAUGAAUUUCCAAAAACGAAAAUUGGAAAUAAAGAUAGGCGUUUUAAUCCCGAGUGGUAUGAAAAUGAAAAAUAUAAGAAUUGGUUGGAGUAUAGUGUAAAAGCCGAUAAAGCUUAUUGUUUGUGUUGUUACUUAUUCAGAGACCAUUUUGGAAGACAGGGUGGGAGUGAUGCAUUUGUAGUAGAUGGAUUUUGUGGUUGGAAUAAAACGGAGAGACUUGGAAGUCAUAUCGGGGAAGUUAAUAGUUUUCAUAACAGAGCCUUUAAAAAAUGUGAUGAUCUUCUAACACAAAAACAGUCCAUUGCCGUUGCUUUUCAUAAGCAAAGUGAUAUUGUCAAGAAUGAACAUCGAAUUCGUUUGAAUGCUUCCAUUGAUGUUUCCAGAUUUUUGCUAAAUAGCGCAUUACCUUUUCGUGGUCAUGAUGAGUCUGAAAAGUCACUACAUAGAGGAAAUUUCUUGGAAAUGAUAAAAUAUACUCAAGAUCAAAAUGAGAGAGUUCGUAAAGUUACACUGAAAAAUGCUCCCGGGAAUAAUCAAAUGGUGUCUCCGAAAAUUCAAAAAGAUAUUUGUCAUUGUUUUGCACAAGAGAUUCUCAAAUCCAUUAUGAAAGAAAUUGGUGAUGAUGUGUUUGCUUUGUUAGUUGAUGAGUCUAGUGAUAUUUCUAGAAAGGAACAAAUGGCUGUGGUUUUACGAUAUGUUGAUGACACGUUAGGAAUUGUGAAGGAGAGAUUUGUGGGUCUUGUUCAUGUGAAAGAGACAUCUUCUUUAACUCUUAAAUCUGCUAUUGAUAGUUUAUUUGCUGAGUUUGGUUUGAGCUUAAGACAGGUGAGAGGGCAGGGUUAUGAUGGUGCAAGUAACAUGCGUGGUCAGUUUAAUGGGUUGAAAACAUUAAUCAUGAGAGAAAACAGCUCGGCAUAUUAUGUACAUUGUUUUGCUCACCAGCUUCAGUUGGUUGUUGUGGCGGUUGCGAAAAAACAUUUUGCUGUUGGUGACUUUUUUGAUAUGAUAGCGGUCUUGAUGAAUGUGGUUGGUGGUUCUUGCAAAAGGACUGAUAUGCUUCGAGAUAGUCAAAAAGAGAGGUUGUUAAAGGAGAUGGGUCGUGGUGAACUUGAAACAGGAAGUGGGUUGAAUCAAGAACUUUCCCUUGCCAGAGCCGGAGAUACACGUUGGAGUUCACAUUAUAAAACACUUCUGCGUUUGGUUGAUUUGUAUCCAAGUGUGAUUGAGGUGCUUAAAUAUAUUGAAAAAGAGGGAGAAAAAGAUGUGCAACAACGUCAAGCAAGUGGUCUUCAAAUAUAUUUCACAUCAUUUGAGUUUGUAUUCUAUUUGCAUUUGAUGUUGUAUAUUUUGGGGCUCACAGAUAUAUUAUCACAGGCAUUGCAAAGAAAAGAUCAAGAUAUAUUGAAUGCUAUAUCAUUAGUGGAGUCAACUAAGCGACAAUUACAAAAUUUCAGAGUUGAUGGGUGGGAUUCUCAUUUGAAGAAGGUAUUUUAUUUUUGUGAGAAGUAUGACAUUGAAAAGUUGGAUAUGACCGAGCCUUAUGUUAAUCCAAAAAAUCGACGGAGAAAAACUGGAAUCACCAAUGAGCAUUAUUAUUCUUUUGAUUGUUUCAAUGUUGUUGUGGAUAUGCAAAUUGCAGAGUUUAACGACCGUUUUAAUGAGGUAAACUCUGAAUUGCUCAUUUGUAUGGCUUCUUUGAAUCCACGUGAUUCAUUUGGUGAUUUUGAUCCAUUGAAGUUGAUGAAGUUAACUGAGUUUUAUCCAAAUGAUUUUAGUCCUACUGACACGAUUGCUCUUGAGCAUGAAUUGAUGAUUUAUAUUGAUAAUGUGAAAGCAGAUGGAAGAUUUUCCAACUUGAAUGGUAUUAGUGAUCUUGCUAGAGUAAUGGUUGAAACGAAAAAAAAUCAUUGUUAUUCUUUGGUGUAUCGGCUAGUGAAGCUAUCAUUGGUUUUGCCAGUUGCAACCGCGACAGUUGAGAGAUGUUUCUCUUCAAUGAAGCUUGUGAAGUCAGAUUUGCGCAAUCGAAUUGGUGAUGAAUUUCUAAACGAUUGUCUUAUUUCAGCCAUAGAAAAGGAAGCUCUUGCUAGAGUAACAAAUGAAGAUGUAAUAGAUCGAUUUCAAAAAAUGAAAACUCGAAGGGAGCAAAUUUAA
Messenger RNA from Daucus carota subsp. sativus, 2394 nucleotides. RefSeq lists its product as uncharacterized. The transcript has a single exon. Bases 1 to 2394 code for a protein of 797 amino acids. The record is from RefSeq and is a predicted model, not a curated record. Gene Ontology annotation, molecular function: protein dimerization activity. NCBI's taxonomy places the organism in Eukaryota, Viridiplantae, Streptophyta, Magnoliopsida, Apiales, Apiaceae.